CACCACCAGACCUCCUAUAACCUACCUCUCUCCAGCAUCCUAAUCCCAAUCCCUACAACCAACCUCUAUAACCUACCUCCAAUCCACCCACUUCAAAAAAAAGAUGGACCCCCUAACCCAAGCUCUCACCAAAAUCGACACCCUGCAUUCCCUCGACCCCACCAAAACCACCCCCACCAACACCCCCUACGAACUGCACUACGCCCAAAAAAUGACCAGCUAUCUCUACAAACACACAUCCAACCCCUCCCCCACGCUCCAACUCGCCAUCCGCGCCCAACACCUCAAACGCUGGGAAGUGCCGCGCGCCUCCUACCCAGCCGGAAAAGCAGGCUACUAUGCAUGGCGCACGGGACUCGCCCGCCGCCAAGCCGAAAUCGCAAUGGGAGUGUGUCUGGAGAGUGGGAUUGGGGAGGCGGAUGCAGCGCGCGUGGGCGCGUUGAUUCGCAAGGAGGGAUUGCGGGGCGGGGAGGAUGCAGAGGCGCAGGUGUUGGAGGAUGUAGCGUGUUUGGUGUUUUUGGAUGAUCAGUUGGAGGGGUUUGAGGGCGCGUGGGAGGAGGAGAAGGUCGUGGCGAUUUUGAGGAAGACGUGGGGGAAGAUGUCGGAGCGGGGAAGGGAGUUGGCGCUUGGGAUGGAG
Molecule: messenger RNA, 637 nt
Organism: Aspergillus sclerotioniger CBS 115572
Lineage: Eukaryota; Fungi; Ascomycota; Eurotiomycetes; Eurotiales; Aspergillaceae
Product: DUF4202 domain-containing protein
Exons: 1
Source: RefSeq, a predicted model, not a curated record